AUGACGAUGGACGAAUUCAAGCAGUGGUUAAAAAAAUUCGAUGCCGACAAUGAUGGCCGUAUCAGCAAAGAAGAGCUCCUCAGCGCUAUUUACGAGACCGGGGGACAGUUUGCCUGGUGUAAGAGCCGACGUGCGAUAAAAUCCGCGGAUGCGAAAUUUGAUGAUGAUAAGGACGGAAGGAUUAGCAGAGACGAGCUUGCCGAUGCUAUACGAGUCUCCCACGGUGGAUGGUUCACUGGGAGGAAGAGCAAGCGUAUAAUCGGAUUGGUGGAUGCCGAUCGUAAUGGCUUUAUUGAUGAUAAUGAGAUCAAAAACCUUGCGGAAUUUGCAGAAAAAUACUUGAAUGUGAAAAUUUUGUAUUUGUAA
Molecule: messenger RNA, 366 nt
Organism: Gossypium raimondii (Peruvian cotton)
Lineage: Eukaryota; Viridiplantae; Streptophyta; Magnoliopsida; Malvales; Malvaceae
Product: probable calcium-binding protein CML23
Exons: 2
Coding region: 1-366 (121 amino acids)
Molecular function (GO): enzyme regulator activity; calcium ion binding
Source: RefSeq, a predicted model, not a curated record